GUGUGAUGAGCUGCAGAGGGUUUAAUGCUUUGGCUGAACAACGCACAAAGGUACCUUCAAUCAACAAAGAUGGAGAACGGCACAGAAGGGAAGAACUUCUACAUCCCUAUGAACAAUAGGACCGGGCUUGUGAGGAGUCCUUUCGAAUAUCCUCAGUACUACCUCGGGGAUCCCAUCCUUUUCAAGCUGCUGGCGGCCUACAUGUUCUUCCUCAUCUGCACUGGCUUCCCCAUCAACUUCCUGACACUUUUUGUUACAGCUCAGAACAAGAAGCUCCGGCAACCUCUGAACUUCAUCCUGGUCAACCUGGCUGUGGCUGGACUGGUCAUGGUCUGCUUUGGCUUCACCAUCACCUUCGUUACUGCUAUCAAUGGCUACUUCAUUUUCGGACCAAUGGGCUGUGCAGUUGAGGGAUUCAUGGCUACACUGGGAGGUCAAGUUGCUCUCUGGUCCCUGGUCGUCCUGGCUGUUGAGAGAUACAUUGUCGUCUGCAAACCCAUGGGAAGCUUCAAGUUCACUGGCACCCAUGCAGGAGUUGGAGUUCUUUUCACCUGGGUCAUGGCUUUGGCUUGUGCUGCCCCUCCAUUGGCUGGCUGGUCCAGGUACAUCCCUGAGGGUCUGCAGUGCUCAUGUGGACCUGACUACUACACUCUGGCCCCAGGCUACAACAAUGAGUCAUACGUCAUGUAUAUGUUCGUCUGCCACUUCUGCUUCCCCGUCUUCACCAUCUUCUUCACUUAUGGAAGCCUUGUGCUGACAGUCAAAGCUGCUGCAGCCCAGCAGCAGGACUCAGCAUCCACCCAGAAAGCUGAGAAGGAAGUGACACGCAUGUGCUUCUUGAUGGUGAUGGGCUUCCUCGUUGCUUGGACCCCAUAUGCUAGCUUUGCUGCCUGGAUCUUCUUCAACAAGGGAGCUGCUUUCUCAGCCACAGCCAUGGCCAUUCCUGCUUUCUUCUCCAAGAGCUCUGCACUGUUCAACCCAAUUAUCUAUGUGUUGAUGAACAAACAGUUCCGUAACUGCAUGCUCAGCACAGUUGGAAUGGGAGGAAUGGUUGAGGAUGAGACCUCAGUAUCAACAAGCAAGACAGAAGUGUCCUCUGUGUCUUAAGGACAAUAUUUUCACUCCUCUGGAUAUUUUCCUUCCCGGUGAUGAAUAUGAGCAAAUGGAUACAAGAUAAUGAUUGCUUCUCCAACAAAUGGACAUCAAUCUCAUGCCUAUGACAACACUUUACUCUUCCCCAUUUUUUAUGGUGAUAAAAAGGGAUGUCAACACGUCGUCAAAGAGCAACAAUCUGAAUUGGACUCUGAAAUCAUACCAAUAACUUCUAAAACUUCAGUUUCAUCAAGUAAAUAUGCUUGUAUUUUCUUGUAACAAAUGCUGAUAAGAAAUGCUCUGACAUGUUGGUGGGUGAGUGGGUGAGAUUCACCUUUUAUUUAUGACAUUGGAGGUUAGCAUUUGUUAGCCUCUUUCUGUAUAUAUUUUAUAAAUUAAGAUGUGUAGAAAUAUUAAUAAAUGCAUGCAUGAAAAUA
This is a messenger RNA of Sphaeramia orbicularis (orbiculate cardinalfish), 1529 nucleotides long. RefSeq names its product green-sensitive opsin-like. The transcript has 5 exons. Gene Ontology annotation, molecular function: G protein-coupled receptor activity. Gene Ontology annotation, biological process: phototransduction; visual perception; G protein-coupled receptor signaling pathway. The record is from RefSeq and is a predicted model, not a curated record. Lineage: Eukaryota; Metazoa; Chordata; Actinopteri; Kurtiformes; Apogonidae. The coding region runs from base 25 to 1107 and encodes 360 amino acids. Gene Ontology annotation, cellular component: membrane.